AUGGUACGAAAAGUGCAAAAGAGUAAAGAGCGGCCAGUUUGCUUGUUGCCAGGAAUUGGGAUGGAAGCUGAAAGGGGGCAACCAUCCAGAAGUCUAGAUUGCUUUCGGAAAGAUGAGAGCAGGCGCACAGAAAAGUCAUUUUCUUUGCCGGCUAGUAACUUAAGCAACCCGAUUGUUAUUGGUUCUGAAGUACAGUUAAGGGAGAAACAGCAACAGAACAAGGGGUUUGUUUCUAAAAGAAGGAAGGGGCAAAGUACUGGGGAAAGGAAUGCAAUCGGAGCAGACUGUAAUGAUGAUGUGGGCAUAAAAUGGAAAGGCGAAAUGGCUUUGGUGGAAAGACGUAAUUCAAGGAAGGCUGUCCGGAGUAUGACGGAUCAGCCGAAUGAUUCUGCUUCUAGAGUUUGUUUGCAAACUAAAUUGGCAUCAUGGGUGAGGAAGAAAAGAGAGAGAUCCUUGCUGGGAAUGGAAUCUCAUGACAAAGAUACAACAGCGGAGAAAAAUAGUCUGAGUUCCUUGUUGGAACCUGAACGAAAAAUCAAAAGUUGCAUGAAGAAUGCAAGGAGCUUGAGGAAAAAGCACAGCUGUCCCUUCCUAAAACCAAGUAUUUGUUUAAUGGGAAAGGAUAGGAGUUCUGUAACAGGGCUAGAAUCUCAGAAAGUAACUAGGGGACUGCAGAAAAGCAAAAGCUGUUCUGAACCGGGACCACACCAGAAAACAUGGAACAUGAGGAAGAAGACUAAAUCGGUUUGGCAAGAGCAAAAAGCUUUUAUGAACCCAGAGAAAAGUCAAAUAACAAAUAGGGGGUGCUUGUCUUUUAAGUUAAAGUCUGGUAUACAGAACGUAAGCCCGAGAACUUUGGGAGAAAGAGGGGAGAAUUCUGUUGCAGGGAAUCUAGCAAAAUUACGUGUAGGUGCAGAAGUUCUAAAACAAAAUAGCAAAUGCCUGUUGAAGAGUGUAGCAAAUCAAGAAGAGAAUGGAAGGUAUAGGGACACUGCAGAAAAAAAGCAUAAAAUGGUAACCCGAGCUUCUUUGAAACUAGUGGUGUGCAAAAAUGAUAGUAAGAACCUGAGCUGGACACCAGAGAAGUCUGUUUCAGAGGUUCCUGGGUGUAGACAAGUGAUCUGUGAGGAGAAAAUGAUGGAUUGUGGACCCACAGAGGAUCUACUGAUUACCAGAGUACAUGGUAGGAUUAAGAAACAGAGAGAUGGAAAGGAUGAAGUUCUGACUUCAACUGAACUAAAAAAAAAGACCAGAACAUCUAGAGAGCAAGUCCAUGAACUUUCAAGCAUACAGCAUGGAAAAGUUCGCAAGACUGGUCUGAGUACUUAUCAAGAUUGCAAUAUACAAAAUCUGCUAGAGCAAUCUGCAAGCCUUCCAGUAUCUAAAUUGGAUGAGACUGAAAACAAAGAUCCUGUCAUCCCUUGUUUUGGAGCGGAUACUUCCUUGUUUCCUGUUACAAAUGCCAAUUCACAGCUUUUGGGCACAACAGUAGCUGAAAAUGUGGAAACAAAUGCACUGGUAGUGCAGCAAAAUGAAGAAUGCAAAUUGUUUUCUAGGCAUAAUACUUUGCCAUAUACAGUAGAAAGGACUACUAUUCCAGUAGUGAGAUUGCUUGACUGUCGUUACAUUAAGGCACUCUUGACACCUACAGAUUUUGAGACCACCCAAAGCUGUAAGGUUCACUCUGGAUCUCUGCAUGUUGCACUUAAUCAGUGUAAGGUUUUGUUCUCUAGCAGGGAUAUGGGACAGAACGAUUUGAGUCGGAGCCCUAAUAUAGUAAAAGCUGGACAGUCAUUUCCAGAAAAAAGUACAUUGGUUGAAAAAGAGAUGUGCCAAAAUAUUAAGAACUCCUCAAGAUGUCAAAAUAGAAAGCGAUCCAGGGAAAGUAAAAUGUGUUUAGAUUUCAAAAAGUUAAACAAAGGGGUUAAAGUGCUUGAGGAUCUGGAAAAAAUAACAGACCAGGAAGCUUUCACAAGUGUGAACAUACACAGCGAAUGUGGAUUACAAAUGGAGAAUAAAACUGCUGUAACAAGUUCAAUGAUUUUGGAAAACCCACUCUACAAUGAAACAACUUUAUUUUCUUCACUUGGUCAUACACCUGAUUUUGUUCUUAAGCAGGCUGUGCAAAAACCUCAAAAUCAACGUGCCAAAUUAUCUCACGGUACAGAGAUGAGCAAAGCACACUUCAUCAAAAAGGAAAAUGAGUUAAGUAGCAUAGAACCACAAAUUUGCUGUAGUAAUAAAUUGGUUGAUAACUCUAUAAGGGAGACAUUAGUCAGUCAGAAAAUUACCGACCACAACAAUAAUGUUGCUGGGUGUAUGAAAAGAGAAAAAAGAACCGUCAAAGAAAACACAAUAUAUAAAGUUAGAAAGAAAUUGGUGCUACAAAGCUGUCAAAGAGCAGUACCAAUUUCUGGUAAAAAUGUUUGGCCCCGUGAAUCGUGUGCUAGAACAUACUUGUGGUUUGGUAAAAAUCAUGCAUCAGACUCAAAAAGAGAAUUUUUAAGAGUUUCUGAUUCAGUAAUUCUCUCUCGCCAGGCAGAGCUACAUAAGCCAUUGGCUUGUACUGUCGAAACUUCUGCAUAUAAGGUAAUGGAUCAUAAAACGCAACUUCCCAAUGAAAACCCAACCUCAGAAUCUGUAGUUCAUAUAUGCAAGGCUCACUCAGCUACUGCUAACAACAGAAUUUCCUCUAUGGGUACGGAGGAGAGACCUAAACAUUGCACAUCUAGCACUAAAAAUGUAAAGAAAUCAAAAAUAGCUUUAAAUUCACCAGCAAAAGAGGCUAAAAAUAAAGGAAGUAUAGCAAAGAGAAAUAGUUCUAUAGAUACCCAUAAAAAUGGUGUUUGUUCAGAUAGUGGAAAACAUAGGAAGACAUCAGUUCUCAAGCAAGAACCGCUAAUCAAAGGGAACCUAUCAAAUUUCAAAAUUCCUUUACUGAAGGAUAAAAAUGAAUCCAGAAAAAGAGAAUAUACCAGAUUGUCAAGAGAUGUUUGCAAUCCUUUGGACAUCCUAGAUUCUACUGUGUCAGUGAAGAAAGCCAGAGGUAAAGAGAUUUCGUCCAAUGUGAAUUGUAGACAUCAGUUCAAGUCAAAGGAAGUUAGUGGAAUUACUGUCCUAGAAGAAAAUGCAGACCAAUUUGACAGUGUUCUUGAAAGCCUUUAUAAAGAGAGAAGUGUUCAUAAUGAAGGUGUGAAGACUUCCCAUGAGAGAGAAUUGGAAUUGGCAGAUUUGAAAGAUAAGCCUGAUACUUUGAGUACUGGUUAUAUGGAGAUUCAAAACCACAACUCUGCUGUGGUAUUGGAAGUGCCAACUAAUGAUGAAAGUAGUUACAGCAAUAACUUUGCACAGGACAAAGCUAACUUCUCUGCAGAGGUUGUUAAGGCUUAUGAAGAUGAUGUUCUUGUGAUUGAUGUAAUUCAGGAUGACCCUGAUCUGUUCGGAGAAACCAAGGAAGAAGAAAAAGGGCAUUGUACCCAAACCAACUUGAAUGUCAGCAUUUCCAUAAAGGAAGAAAUGGAAUUAGAACCGGAACCCCCUCGGCUUCCACAGAAGAGACAUUUGGAUUGCUGUCCUAGAGAAGAUCCCAUUCAGUAUGAUAGAACAUUGGACUCUUUCACAGAUAUUGGUGUUCCACUGGCAGAAGUUGAUGGAAGUAAAUCAGAAUUCCUAUGUGGAAUAAGUUCUACAGGAGGUGUAGCAGAAUCCUGUUUUGAGGAUGGGCACUUGAGCGAAUCAGAUUAUGUUAUAAAGAGUUCUGACGCAAAUGAAAAGUCAAAUAAGCAUCUUUUUCCUCAUUUGGAAUUUAGUGAGAGGGCUCAAUAUAUUGAAUCUACGAGCCUUGAUCAUCGGCUAGAAUUGACAUUUCCUGCUAUGAAAACUGAUCGCCGGCAGCAAGUCACAGCAGUGAAACCGUGGAAUUCUGAGAGGGAAAUGAAAGACUACUCUCUGGUUGCAUUGCAGACUUAUCUAGGAUUGAGUUGUCUACCCCGUGGAUACUGCAGAAUUCAUUUCAAUACAUUGAAUGGUUGUCAGAGAGCAAAUUGCCAGUAUUCGCAUUCACUUGCACCAAGACAUGAAAAGCUUUUCAUUGAAAUACUUAAUACAUAUAUAAGUAUUGGUAAAGAGGUUUUGUUGCAGCGUGCAGCCCAAGUAUUUAUAGACUACUGCAAAAAUGGUGUUUCUGAAAAGCACUUGGAUUCACAAAUGCUAAAUAACCUGCUAACAUCUUUGCUCCGGUGCUGUUUGCUGAAAGAAUUAUUUCAUGUAUUCCGCACUAGCAUAAUGAUUAAAAUACUGCCAACUGUAGACAUUCUCCUCAAUGUCUUUGAACAAGUGGCGUCCAUGAAACUAAGAGUCUUAGUGCCUGAGUUAAUUGACAUAUCUUGUAAGCUUUGUGAUGGUGGAAUGGUUUUUAAAGACGAACACGUUGGCUGCAUCACCACAUUCCUAAACCAACUACAAGUUUCCAGUCAGGAACAAGCUAUUUUUUUGUCCAGAUUUCAGGCAAGACAUUUCCAUAAGGCUAGCGUUUGUGACUUGGAUUCAGCAAUUGCAGAAUUUCAGCAUUGCAAAGAAAAAAGUGACUGGGCCAAACUGGGAACUUUAUAUGUUAAUGUGAGAAGUGGAUGUGAAAAUUUUGGUGACCUUGAAAAGUACUCAUUAUGCAUUGCUAAUAUCCUGACCGAUUCAGUGACAGAAGAGAGACCAGGCGUUCCUUUUUGUGAAUUUGCAGUUGCAGUUAAGGCUGAUGCUUGUCACAAUGCAACAGAUACAACUUUAUUGGGAAGGAUUGGUAUCGGUGCUAUGUUUUCAUAUUACAAAGUACAGCAGUGGCCAAAGGCCAAGAAGGUUCUGGAUACGCUUCAUGCCUUAAAGAUACAUUUCACUUUUUUGAAAGGACUUCUUGGUCAGGAGAGAUUGGCAUCACGGUGCCACAUUGUUAAUGUUGCUGUGGAAAUAUUUCUCAAGUGCAGGAGCCUAGAUGGAGCAUUAUGGGUAUUGAGAGAGUCGGAAUGGAUAAUAAGUACUCCAACAUGGCCUUGUGAUCGAAUGGAUGUCCUCAAGCGACAUAACCUGCUAUAUGUAAUAGCAUCUGAAUGCAUUGCAAAGAGCCGUUAUGGAGAAGCAUUUGAAGUCUUGCAAAAUCUACCAGGCUUCCAGAAUUCUUGUAAUAGUUUGGAUGUAGCCCAGUACAGGCGUUUAUUUAAUAAACUGCUAGGUGCUUCUUUAGAAAGCCAGAAGCUUCAAAUAUCAUCUACUGUAGUAGAUUUCAUGCUUGCAAAGAACAUUCCCGUUGAAUUUGAUUUACUUAGAGCCUUAAUCACAGCACUUGGAAGAGGCUGUUGGUGGCUUAAAGCAAGGACACAUUAUAAACAUGCUUUAGCAUUGGGUUGCUACCCACCACUGGAAGUAAAUCUUCACCGUAAAGUUCUUCUGAUUCCCUCUUACAUGACUGAGAUUGAGAUGCUGUUAGCAAUUGAAAUUUUCUUGGUUUCUAAUGCUAGUAGUAUUCUGAGUCCUGGUGCUUCCAAUCAAAUACUUCAAAUAGUACUGAAAAGAUGUGAAGGCAUUGAAGAUAACUAUCAAUGUGCAGUGGAGAGGUUGAUUCAAGCUACUAACAUAUCUACUCCAAAGCUUUUCAUAAAGCAUUUCACAGUAAAUAGUGGCACGGAGCAAGUGUGUAGUUUGGAAAACACUUGUGUACUUGAGUGGUUGAAAGAGAAUAUGAAGUGGGCAGGAAAAGUCUGGCUUUUUUAG
Molecule: messenger RNA, 5760 nt
Organism: Zootoca vivipara (common lizard)
Lineage: Eukaryota; Metazoa; Chordata; Lepidosauria; Squamata; Lacertidae
Source: RefSeq, a predicted model, not a curated record